This is a messenger RNA of Cinclus cinclus, 2496 nucleotides long. It is a transcript of the gene HIF1A, whose product is annotated as hypoxia inducible factor 1 subunit alpha. The coding region runs from base 89 to 2344 and encodes 751 amino acids. Gene Ontology annotation, cellular component: nucleus. Lineage: Eukaryota; Metazoa; Chordata; Aves; Passeriformes; Cinclidae. Gene Ontology annotation, molecular function: DNA-binding transcription factor activity, RNA polymerase II-specific; protein binding; RNA polymerase II transcription regulatory region sequence-specific DNA binding. The transcript is spliced from 14 exons. The record is from RefSeq and is a predicted model, not a curated record. Gene Ontology annotation, biological process: regulation of transcription by RNA polymerase II; cellular response to hypoxia.
GAGCAAGGAGUCAGAAGUGUUCUAUGAGCUGGCUCACCAGCUGCCCCUGCCCCACACGGUGAGCGCACACCUGGACAAGGCCUCCAUCAUGAGGCUGACCAUCAGCUACCUGCGCAUGAGGAAGCUGCUGGAUGCUGGUGAGCUGGAGACAGAAGCCAAAAUGGAGAAGGAACUGAACUGUUUCUACUUGAAAGCUCUUGAUGGCUUUGUCAUGGUUCUGUCUGAAGAUGGGGACAUGAUUUACAUGUCUGAAAACGUGAACAAGUGUAUGGGACUCACUCAGUUUGAGUUGACGGGGCACAGUGUAUUUGAUUUCACUCAUCCAUGUGACCACGAGGAGCUGAGAGAAAUGCUUACACACAGAAAUGGUCCUGUGAAAAAGGGCAAAGAGCAGAACACAGAGCGCAGCUUUUUUCUCAGAAUGAAGUGUACACUGACUAGCAGGGGAAGAACAGUGAAUAUAAAGUCUGCUACAUGGAAGGUGCUGCACUGCACUGGCCACAUCCGUGUGUACGACACGUGUGGGAACCAGACUCACUGUGGAUAUAAAAAGCCUCCCAUGACCUGCCUGGUGUUGAUCUGUGAACCUAUUCCUCACCCAUCAAACAUUGAGGUCCCCCUGGACAGUAAAACAUUUCUCAGUCGUCACAGUCUUGAUAUGAAAUUCUCGUAUUGCGAUGAAAGAAUUACAGAGCUGAUGGGGUACGAGCCAGAGGAGCUCCUGGGUCGCUCAAUCUAUGAGUAUUAUCACGCACUGGAUUCUGAUCAUCUGACCAAAACACACCACGACAUGUUCACAAAAGGACAGGUGACAACAGGACAGUACAGAAUGCUGGCCAAACAAGGUGGCUAUGUCUGGGUUGAAACUCAAGCAACUGUUAUAUACAACACUAAGAAUUCUCAGCCACAGUGCAUAGUGUGUGUGAACUAUGUGUUGAGUGGAAUUGUUCAAAAGGACUUAAUUUUUUCCCUUGGACAAACUGAGUGUAUGCUGAAACCAGUGGAGUCUCCUGACAUGAAAAUGACCAAAAUAUUCAGUAAAGAUGACCUGGAUGAUACCAACAGCCUAUUUGAAAAACUUAAACAGGAACCAGAUGCUUUAACUGUGCUGGCCCCAGCUGCUGGAGACACAAUUAUCUCUCUAGAUUUCAGCAGUAAUGAGUCUGAUGAACAACAAUGUGAUGAAGUUCCUUUGUAUAAUGAUGUAAUGCUCCCCUCAUCCAGUGAGAAAUUGCAGAAUAUAAAUAUGGCAAUGUCCCCACUACCUGCCUCUGAAACUACAAAGCCACUUCGUAGCAAUGCUGAUCCUGCACUCAAUAGAGAAGUUGUAUCAAAGCUGGAGCCAAACACAGAGCCACUCGAACUUUCAUUUACCAUGCCUCAGGUGCAGGAGCAACCAACCAGCCCUUCUGAUGCAAGUACCAGCCAAAGUUCACCUGAGCCCAGUAGUCCCAAUGACUACUGCUUUGAUGUGGAUAAUGAUAUGGCCAGUGAAUUCAAACUGGAAUUGGUGGAGAAACUCUUUGCCAUAGAUACAGAAGCAAAAAAUCCAUUCUCUACUCAGGAAACCGAUUUAGAUUUAGAGAUGUUGGCUCCUUACAUCCCGAUGGAUGACGACUUCCAGCUGCGCUCCUUCGAUCAGCUGUCCCCGCUGGAAAGCAGCUCCUCCAGCUCUCAGAGUGCAGGCACCAUCACCAUAUUCCAGCAGAGUCAGUCGGCAGCGGGCAGGGCUGAGGAGGUGAAGCCAGCAGAGCGUGGGGACGAUGUGAAGACGAUCGUUGUCCCUUCCUCGCCCAUGCGCGCGGUCCCCGAGUCCAGCAGUGCCCCCGCCUCGCCCUACGGCGGGGGCAGGAGUCAAACUGCCUCUCCCAGCAGAGCAGGCAAAGGAACAGUGGAUCAGGUGGAAAAACCUUCUCCAGGAGCACCCAGCUUGCUAACAGUCACUCUGAAUAAAAGAUCUACUGCACUGGAUGAAGAACUAAAUCCAAAGAUGCUAGCUUUGCAUAAUGCUCAGAGAAAACGAAAAAUGGAACAUGAUGGUUCACUUUUUCAGGCAGUUGGAAUUGGGUCUUUAUUCCAGCAGACAGGUGACAGUGGAGGAAAUGCAUCGCUUGCUUGGAAACGCGUAAAGGGAUGCAAAACAAAUGGCCACAGUGGAGUGGAGCAAAAGACAAUCAUUCUACUAUCAACUGACAUAGCAAGUAAACUUCUAGGGCAGUCGAUGGAUGAGAGUGGACUCCCCCAACUCACGAGUUACGACUGCGAAGUAAACGCUCCCAUACAAGGCAACAGAAACCUGCUACAGGGGGAAGAACUGCUCAGAGCUCUGGAUCAAGUUAACUGAGCUUUCACAAAAUUGCUCCUUUUUUGGACACUGGUGAAUCAUCACCUAAAGCAGUCUAUUUAUAUUUUCUAUAUCUGAUUUUAGAAGCCUGGCUACAGUACUGCACUAAUUCAGUUAGUUCAGUUUUGAUCCCCUUUCUACUUAUUUUGACA